This is a messenger RNA of Anguilla rostrata (American eel), 4463 nucleotides long. It is a transcript of the gene itgb5, whose product is annotated as integrin, beta 5. Lineage: Eukaryota; Metazoa; Chordata; Actinopteri; Anguilliformes; Anguillidae. The record is from RefSeq and is a predicted model, not a curated record. Bases 526 to 2934 code for a protein of 802 amino acids. The transcript is spliced from 15 exons. Gene Ontology annotation, biological process: cell migration; cell adhesion mediated by integrin; cell-matrix adhesion. Gene Ontology annotation, cellular component: focal adhesion; integrin complex; cell surface. Gene Ontology annotation, molecular function: integrin binding.
CCCCCCCCCAAUAUGGGCGGAGACUUUGGAGACCGACCGUGCGCUUUCUGGACGUAACUUCGGCGGAGAGAAACGGAGAUUGGAGUUUGGAAAACAAAUCCUGGAAAUCAGAUUUCAGACAGAUAUUCGGGACGCCUGCUUUGCGGUAAACUACUGGAGAAAAUUAAACAAGAUGGGUUUUCGGUUUUAAAGCAUAAACUGGUGGGCUCGCGCGUGCACCACAAGAAUCAAAGCGAAGUGGUCCGUAGGCUAUAACUUCAGACCGAGACUGUUCAUCCGGCUGCUAGUUCUCCGGAUUAUUUAUUUGAUGACACACCGUUUUGUAAUCUUUGUUUUGAAUCCCCGUUUGCAUAAUGAUUCCACGCCACUUUGCUGGAACAGAAACGGACAAAGAGGGGGUUGCACUAUUCUGGAUCGACUGAGCGGACACGAUGUGGAUUUCAUGAGUGGUCUGCAGCAGAUUGACAUCUGUGCCAGAAACUUCCCAGCUGCAAAUUUCAGAUAAUUGCUUAUUUUCGGGAAAUAAUGUUGAGCAGAAGGCAAUGGACAUACGUCACGGCGAUUAGCUAUCUUAUUUUAGAAAUAUUAAUUCGCAAUGUUAAAGGUCUCAACGUUUGUACUAGCGGCAGUGCGACCUCCUGCGAGGAAUGUCUGCUUAUCCACCCGAGCUGCGCGUGGUGCGCGCAAGAGGAAUUCGGGAGUCCUCGGACUCUGACGUCCCGCUGCGAUCUGCAGCAGAACCUGCAGAAGAGGGGCUGCGAGGCCCCGUUCAUCGAAAGCCCCAGGAGCAACUCCUCCGUCCUGGAGAACGUCCCGCUGAGUUCUAAAGGGUCCGGGCCGACCCAGUACGACGUCAUCCAGAUAGCGCCCCAGAAGGUCUCGCUGAGUCUCCGGCCCGGUGACCAGGCAUGGUUCGAGGUGCAGGUGCGGCAGGUGGAGGACUACCCCGUGGACCUGUACUACCUGAUGGACCUGUCGCUGUCCAUGAAGGACGACCUGGACACCAUCCGCAACCUGGGCACCAAGCUGGCGGAGGAGAUGAAGAAGCUGACCAGCAACUUCCGCCUGGGCUUCGGCUCCUUCGUGGACAAGAACAUGUCGCCCUUCUCCUACACCGCGCCCAAGUACCAGAACAACCCCUGCAACGGGUAUAAGCUGUUCCCGAACUGUGUCCCCUCCUUCGGUUUCCGCCACCUCCUCUCUCUGACGGACAAGGUGGACCGGUUCAAUAAGGAGGUGCAGAAGCAGAUGGUGUCCCGCAACAGGGACGCCCCGGAGGGGGGCUUCGACGCCAUCCUGCAGGCGGCCGUGUGCAAGGAAAGGAUCGGCUGGAGGAAGGAGGCCUUCCACCUGCUGGUGUUCGCCACGGACGACGUCCCGCACCUGGCGCUGGACGGGAAGCUCGGCGGGCUGGUGGAGCCGCACGACGGCCAGUGCCACCUCAACGAGAAGAGCGAGUACAGCGCCUCCACCAGGAUGGACUAUCCCUCUCUGGCCCUGCUGGGGGAGAAGCUGGCUGAGAACAACAUCUAUCUCAUCUUCGCCGUGACCAAGAAGCUGUAUGUUAUUUACAAGAACUUCACUGCUCUGAUACCUGGUACCACGGUGGAGAUUUUAGACCAGGACUCCAAGAACAUCAUCCAGCUGAUUAUCAAUGCCUAUAAUAACAUCCGGUCCAAAGUGGAGCUGACGGUGUGGGACCACCCCGAGGACAUCAGCCUGUCGUUCACGGCGACCUGCCAGGACGGGCGCCCGCUGGCCGGCCUCCGGAAGUGCGCCGACCUCAAGAUCGGAGACACGGUGUCCUUCAACGUGAGCGUGGAGGCGCGGGGCUGCCCCGCCCCGGACGAGCGGCAGAGCUUCACCAUACGGCCCGUGGGCUUCAAGGACCGGCUGGAGGUGCAGGUGGCGUACCGCUGCGACUGCGGCUGCACGCAGCUGACGCAGCCCAACAGCACGCGCUGCAGCGGGGCGGGCACGCACAGCUGCGGCACCUGCGGCUGCGAGCCGGGCUACCUGGGCACGCGCUGCGAGUGCCAGGAGGGCGAGGCGGGCAGCGUGCAGCUGGGGGCCUGCCGCGAGGCCGAGGGCAAGCAGGUGUGCGGCGGGCGGGGCGAGUGCCGCUGCAACCAGUGCCUCUGCUACGAGUCCGAGUUUGGCAAGAUCUACGGCACCUUCUGCGAGUGCGACGACUUCUCCUGCGCCCGCCACAAGGGGGUCCUCUGCUCCGGUCACGGGGAGUGCCACUGCGGCGAGUGUAAGUGCCACGCCGGCUACGUGGGGGAUAACUGCAACUGCUCGACGGAGACGGCGGCGUGCGUGUCGGGCGACGGGCAGAUGUGCAGCGGGCGUGGCGUCUGCGUCUGCGGCGGCUGCCAGUGCACCGAGCCCGGCGCCUUCGGCGACACCUGCGAGAAGUGCCCCACCUGCCCCGACGCCUGCGGCACCAAGAGGGAGUGUGUGGAAUGCCGGCUCUUUGGCUCCGGGAAACACGACAACCAGACCUGCCAACGCCUGUGCAAGGAUGAGAUCGUCACCGUGGAAACGCUCAAGUCGGAUGACCCGGGCGCGGUUCUGUGUCUGUAUAAGACGGAGAGCGACUGCGUGAUGAAGUUCACGUACUCGGAGCACGCCAGCGGCCAGUCCGUGCUCACCGCCCUGAAGGAGCCAGAGUGUGCGGCGGCUCCGGACGCUCUCACCGUGCUCCUGGCGGUGGUCGGCAGCAUCCUGGCGAUCGGCAUCGCGCUGCUGGCCGUCUGGAAGCUGGUCAUCACCGUCCACGACCGGCGGGAGUUCGCCCGCUUCCAGAGCGCCCGGUCGCGGGCGAGAUACGAGAUGGCGUCCAACCCCCUGUACAAGCAGCCCAUCUCAACCCACGCAGUGGAGACGGUCUUCAGCAUGAACACCAAGUCCUACAAUGGAGCGGUCCACUGAUCCCUCAUCGCUGGGGAGGGGGGGGGAGGGCUGUGGGGGUGGGCAGGGGGGUGGGAGAGAGGGAGCAGCAGCAGGACUGGCUCAAAGAGAGACAACAUGGGGGAGGGGGGGGCGGCGUGGGGGGGGCAGACUGCCAGCAGAGAUUCUCAUCUGACCAACAAGAACUGAGCGACGGAGUUCAGAUGUGGAUCCUCUGCUCCACGUGACGGGUGGCUUUUCCCUUUCCCGCUAAAACGGUUCACAUGACUCCAGACCCCCCGGGCCAUGUGACUGUGUGCGUGUUUACCCUGUGACAUUCAUUCAACCCAACGGACAGGAGGGAGAGGAAAUCAAGUUAUCGCCCUCCUGCCUGGACUUCAUUGGGCGAGACAAAAAUGGAAUGAUCUUGAAAGACUUUGUGAGAGGCUGAACUGUGUAUGUGUGUGUUUUGUAAUCGGAUAGAACCUGGAUAAAGAAUCACGGAACUUUCUUUGGAUCGUCUUGUCAGAUCUUCACAGACCGUGACUUCCUUUUAAGCAGAGAUUGUACAGAUGCUGAGGCAGUGAUUCUUAUAUGUAUAUAUUUUUUCACCUUUGAAAAGGCCUUUUGAUGUAAACAACUAUGCAUUGUUUUUUUCAUAACAAAUGUAAACCGACUCAGUUUUGUACAGGAUCAGGAGUACUCUGAAGUUCAUAGAAGUAUACAUUUAUAUAUUUGCUGAUCACCUCAGUAUUGUGGUACUAACAUAAGUAGUAGUUUCUGACCCUUGAUUUGCACAAAAGAUGGUAGGAUUCAGACGUAUGGAGUUAAAUACAAAGCAACAAAAUGUAAUUUUCAAUAUUCCUCACGUAUCAUCAUGAACUGUCUUCCGAGAUCUAUGGUUUUAUUCAGUCUCACUCUUAAAGAUGGAGGGCAACUGAGAUGUCCAUUAAAGAGGGAAGUAAUUAACUGUUACACACUUCCUUCCAGCAGGGGAAAUGGCAAACGGCAAAACUCCGGGUGUAGCGCACACAAAGGCCUUUACUGGUGAUGGGAUGGUGGGGGGUUGAAUCACCUGACUUGAGGUUUGUGUGUGUGUGUGUGUGUGCACGUGUGUGUGUGCACGUGUGUCUGUGUCUGUGUGUGCACGCUUGUGUGUGUGUGUGUGUGUGUGUUCGUGUGCGCGCGCAUGUGUUCGUGUGCACGCAUGUGUGUGUGAGAGAGUGAAAGUGUGUGUGUGAAAGUGUGCAUUCUGCCAAACCCCAUCAGAUGCAGUAGAAAGGGCUCACAGUGAUGCCUUAAGCCUGCUGGUGUGUCUUAGUGGCAGGAGGGGGACGGUUGGAUAUUACUGUACGGCUGAGGAUGAUUCUGCUCCAGGACACUCCAUUUUCUUCCUGUUUUUAUUUUUAUUUUUAUGGUUUUCUUUUUUUGAAGUGGGGAGCGGGGGGGGCAGGCCACAGGAGCCACUUCUUUGGAUGGAGAUGUACAACCCCCCCCCCCUUUUUUUUUGUUUAUGAACUGGUAUUGAAUACAGAGCAGAUAUUAUUGAUAAUAAAUGGAUGACUGUAAGA